GCCUUUUACGUGGAACUUAACAGGUUUCCUUGUCAGACUUCAAACUGACACAGAUGGACAAAUACAUUGACAGCCGGUUUGACCGAGUCGAACGGGCUCUUGCGAGCCUCAUCGACUCGAUCUCCAAGUACACGCCCUCCAGCACGCAGGCCAGCGAGCUUGCCGCGUCGGACAGGGAAUUGAGCAACGGCCUCACCCAGCUCCAAACCCACCAGAACAACUACGCACGCAUCCAGAAGCUGCGCCAAGAGACGGCCGACCUGGACGCCCAGAUCAAGAACACCAUCUCCGUGCUCUGGACCACCCGCAAGGAAAUCACUGCUACCCCAACGACCACCUACCCACCCUCGGGCCCAAAGUACCAGUUCACCUACGCCGAACUCCUCAACUACGCCCGCCGCAUAAGCCGCACGACCCUCCCGCCGCCAGGCGUGACAAACGGCGUCGACCUAACGGCGCCCCCACCGCCGACCGGACCGCCCAUCUCGCAGAACGGCGAUCCAGGCACCACAACGCCCGCAGGCGCAGACGGGACGACCGCCAGCGCCAGCGGGGCCGCGACGCCCGUAGCCACGACAGGAGGCGCGGACGCGCCGUCCUCCUCCUCCCAACCCACCGGGGCCAUCGACGCCUCCCAGACGUCAACAACAGCAACAGCACUACCGGAGCACAUGCUCCCGGCCGUCAACCUCCUCGAGGGCGCCGUGUUCCACCCGUGGCCGGCCGAGGAGCGCAUCCGCGGUGGCGCCCUGGCCGUGAACCAGCAGCUGCGCGAGGCCGGCGUCGACCCGCGCGGCCACGACCCGGAGGAGGAGGAGGAGGCGCGCCGCCGCCGCGCCGAGGCCGAGGAGGCCGAGCGCCGCCGCCUCCUGGAGCACGAGCGCGAGCGCCGCGCCGCCGAGGAGCGCGACCGUGCCGCGGCGCGGGAGAGGGCCAGGGCCAGGGAGCGCGAGGAGGCCGGCGGCGCUGGCGGCGAGGGUGAUGCCUGGCGGAGGGGUAGCGUGGCUGCUCCUGCUGCCGGGGAGGCGGGUGCUGGGGGUGCUGGUGCUGGGUCGGGCGAGAAGAAGCAGUUUCAGUUCAUGGGGGAUCUGGAUGAUGAUGAUGAUGAUGACUAGGCAUUUUAGGCGUCAUAGGCUGUCUGAUGGCAUGGUGAAGGUAGGAGGUAGUCAUCUUGGUGUGCAUCGUGUGCCCUGUAUAGCGUUGUAUGGAACACGAUUCAUCACUCCGCCUCUUAGAGGGUAAACCAAGUAUAUCUGAGAAAAGAAUAUAUAUCACAUACUGAGAGCUAGGUCCCAGGGACUUCCGUUAAUG
Phialemonium atrogriseum is the source of this 1311-nucleotide messenger RNA. Its product is annotated as vitamin-D-receptor interacting mediator subunit 4-domain-containing protein. NCBI's taxonomy places the organism in Eukaryota, Fungi, Ascomycota, Sordariomycetes, Cephalothecales, Cephalothecaceae. Gene Ontology annotation, molecular function: transcription coregulator activity. The record is from RefSeq and is a predicted model, not a curated record. The coding region runs from base 54 to 1115 and encodes 353 amino acids. Gene Ontology annotation, biological process: regulation of transcription by RNA polymerase II. Gene Ontology annotation, cellular component: mediator complex. The transcript has a single exon.